This is a messenger RNA of Capsicum annuum, 2414 nucleotides long. RefSeq names its product transcription factor MTB3. Gene Ontology annotation, biological process: regulation of DNA-templated transcription. The transcript is spliced from 2 exons. The coding region runs from base 718 to 2151 and encodes 477 amino acids. Lineage: Eukaryota; Viridiplantae; Streptophyta; Magnoliopsida; Solanales; Solanaceae. Gene Ontology annotation, cellular component: nucleus. The record is from RefSeq and is a predicted model, not a curated record. Gene Ontology annotation, molecular function: protein dimerization activity; transcription cis-regulatory region binding; DNA-binding transcription factor activity.
GUUUCACUAAUGAUCGAUUGUAGAUAAGAAACACCCACCUUCAUUAGUUUGACAUAAAAUUCAUAAUCAAAAUACAUACUCAAAAUAAAAAACUCAAUUAUUCCUUUUCACUCGAGCUCGUCGCACGAAAUUUAUCUAGUGUGGUUUACAUAUUUAUGAGCUAUUGCACAGUGAGGAGUUUAUUCGGUACGCAUACAGUGCUCACCCAAAGGACAGAAAUUGUGGCAGAAGUUUAUCCAAUAUGCACAUAGUGCUCAUCACAGAAUGCUCAUUCAAAGGAUAAAGAUUGUGGUAGAGGGUGUAGACUGCGGGCUGUAGUUUCCAAAAAAAAAAAAAAAACUCACUUAUGUACCCUAAAAAUUAAACACAAAACUUUAUAAUAUAUAGUUUUGAUGAUGUGAUUCAGAUCUAAAAAUUGUAAAGUUGAAGAUAAGUGUGUGAUGAAGUCCACAUGAAACACGAGCAAUCUUUGAUAGUACAUGCAUCUAUCUAUCUAUCCCCAUCUUCAUUUCUGCUUUCCAGGUUUGCCUUUGCAAGAGGUAUUCAUGAUUCCGGGAGUGCUGUGUCAUUGUAGUCCAUCAAGAUUUGGGUUUAUGUAAGUGUUGGAUUUGAAUUGAGAAAAUCGAUUUUGUAAGGAUAAGUUUUCUACAAGUAGUUGUCGAAGAAAAAAGUGGCAGUUUAAGUGCUUUUGAAUUGGGGAUCCCUUAGUGGCUUAACAUGGGGGAGAAACUUUUUCUGAAGGGAGAGGAUAAAGUUAUUAUGGAGGGGUUAUUAGGUAGUGAGGCAGUGGAAUUCUUUUCUUGGUCAGCUUCAAAUCACAUGCUGACAGAAUUUACUUCGUCAAGGGGGGAUUUGGGAGUGCAACAGGUGCUCUGCAAGAUCGUUGAGGGGUCCGAUUGGACUUAUGCAAUCUAUUGGCAAGUUGCAAAGUCAAAAUCAGGAAAAUCAGCUUUGAUAUGGGGCGAUGGUCAUUGCAGAGAAGCAAAGAUGGGGCAAAGUGAAGGUGGGAGUGAUUCCGCGCAUCAGAAAAUGAUGGAUGGGAACAAGAAAAAAAUGGUUCUUCAAAAGAUACACACUUGCUUUGGAGGGUCAGAUGAUGAUAAUAUUGCUGCCAAGUUGGAUUCUGUUUCGGACGUGGAAGUGUUUUAUCUCACAUCAAUGUAUUAUAUCUUCCCAUUUGACAAACCUUCUAGUCCUUCUCAAUCAUUUAAUUCUGCGAGAUCUAUAUGGGUUUCUGAUUAUAAGGGCUGCUCAGAACAUUUCCAAUCAAGAUCUUAUCUAGCAAAGUUGGCUCGAUUUGAGACACUAGUAUUUGUUCCCCUGAAAUCAGGGGUUGUGGAACUUGGUUCUGUAAAGUCUAUCCCGGAAGAUCAGAAUUUGAUUCAGAUGGUGAAGGCAUCGGUGGUGGUAUCUAAUCCUCCGCAGCCCAAAGCAAUUCCAAAGAUAUUUGGUCGGGAACUCAGUCUAGGUGGUGCUAAGUCAGGUCCCAUCAGCAUAAAUUUUUCACCGAAGAUGGAAGAUGAUCUGAGUUUUGCUUCAGAUUCUUACGAAGUACAAGCAGCACUAGGUAGUUCUCAAGUUUAUGGGAACUCAUCAAAUGGAUAUCGAAGUGAUGAAGGCGAAGGGAAGCUUUACAAGGAAGAAUUAGAUGAUCGGAAACCAAGAAAGAGGGGCAGGAAGCCUGCCAAUGGGAGGGAAGAAGCAUUGAAUCAUGUUGAAGCAGAGAGGCAAAGGCGGGAGAAGCUUAACCAGAGGUUUUACGCUUUAAGAGCAGUUGUUCCAAAUAUCUCAAAGAUGGAUAAAGCAUCCCUUCUUGGAGAUGCAAUUGCUUAUAUCACAGAUCUCCAGGCGAGAAUCAGGGUUUUAGAUGCUGAGAAGGAGAUGGUAAGCGACAAGCAAAAGCAGCAGGUUAUCCCGGAGAUUGAUUUUCAUCAAAGACAAGAUGAUGCAGUUGUAAGAGUAGGCUGCCCUUUGAAUGCUCACCCUGUUUCUACAGUUUUGAAGACAUUUCAGGAACAUCAACUGGUGCCACUAGAAUCCAAUGUCUCAUUAACAGAAAACAGCGAACUUGUACACACAUUCUCUAUACGAGCUCCUGGUUCCGCUGCUGAGGAUUUGAAGGAAAAGCUGACAGCUGCUCUAGCUAAAUGAUUUAGGUGUUUAGAGAAUGAAGUCUAAUCAUGCAAUGUAUGUUGUUUGUAGUUAAAGGCUAGCGGUUUCGCAUUAAAGAACUGGCGAUCAGUAUCACAGAGGUCGGUUGUUGUCCCUUCCUUGGUUAUUCGUGUAUGAACAAUGUCUAGCUUGUAAGUUUACAUUAUCUUUUGUAGACUAUAUUAUCAUAUCUGUAAGUUUUGGCAAGAAUCGUAUCUGCUCUUAGAAUUAGAAUGAAAAACUGGCAGCUUCUCUUUCCGACU